This is a messenger RNA of Lactuca sativa (garden lettuce), 3692 nucleotides long. RefSeq names its product clathrin interactor EPSIN 2. Gene Ontology annotation, biological process: endocytosis. The record is from RefSeq and is a predicted model, not a curated record. Gene Ontology annotation, cellular component: clathrin vesicle coat; endosome; plasma membrane. Lineage: Eukaryota; Viridiplantae; Streptophyta; Magnoliopsida; Asterales; Asteraceae. Gene Ontology annotation, molecular function: phospholipid binding; clathrin binding.
CAUGUAUCCCAGAAAUUCUCCGCGCUAAGGUGCGCUGUCUCUUCUCAAAUCUCAAUUCUCAUCUUUUAAGUUUUACGCCUUCCCUUAAUUGUUGUUGACAGAGAAACAAAAAGGAAAGACCAAACCCUUUCUCUGUUUACUAUAUCAUUUUCGUUCAAUUUUUUCAACAAAAAACAGAAAUAAAUCUUGAGUUUUGAGUGUUUUAUAUUACAAUCGACCAUCCGUUCUUCAUCUUUUUUAUCUUUCGAUUCAUCUUUUACUAUAAGAUACCAGUUUAUCAGAUCUGCCAUCUUCAGUUCGAUCAGCUGGACUUGAAUACUCUUCGAGUGUGUGCUUCACUUGAAGAGGGUUAGUGCUCUUCUAGGUGAAAAUGAAGAAGGCAUUCAGGGACAUUAAGAGAGGAGUAAAUAAGAAAGUUCUUAAAGUUCCUUCAAUAGAACAAAAGGUUCUUGAUGCUACCAGCAACGAGCCAUGGGGUCCUCAUGGAACUCAUCUUAUUGAUAUUGCACAGGCUUCAAGAAACUACCAUGAAUACCAAAUGAUCAUGUCAGUAGUUUGGAAGCGCCUCAGUGAUACUGGAAAGAACUGGCGCCAUGUGUUCAAGGGUUUAACGGUUCUUGAGUAUUUGGUGAUAAACGGAUCGGAACGUGUCAUUGAAGAUAUCAGAGAACAUGCAAACCAAAUAACUGCGUUGGCUUCUUUUCAAUAUAUUGAUUCAACGGGGAGGGAUCAAGGGAGCAAUAUAAGGAAGAAGUCUCAGAUUCUUGUUGCCCUCGUGAAUGAUAAAGAGAAACUACAAGAAGCAAGAGAGAAGGCAAAUGCCAGCAGGGACAAUAGAUUCCGUAAUACAUCGGGAGAUGAAGGGCGUUUUGGUAAUAGAGAAGAAGAUCGUAAUGGUUAUGGGAGAGAAAGAGAAUGGGGUGAUGAUGAAUAUCGUGGAAGAAGUAGAAGCAAUGAUGGUGAUUAUGGCACAAGAAGUCAAAGCUCUGAUAGAGAGAGGGAUCGAUCAUUUGAAGAUGAUGGUCAUCGUUCUUCUAGAGGAAGCAGUGCUAGAGUUGAGGAUGCUUCUCCGGAUGGAAGGGGGCUUGAACCAAAGUUAUCUGGACAAAAUGUUGGUGGGCCUCCUAGUUAUGAAGAUGCUGUGAGUGAUGGUCAUAGCCCUGUUGAUACCAAGAGGAAUGGAGAAACUGCAACAUCAUCACCUCAGGUGAACAUUAACCAUCAAGAAAUUCCGGCAGCAGCUGCUCCACCACCACCAGCUGCCGCCGCCACACCACCUCCAGUUACCACUACGCCGCCACCACCUGCAGUGACAGUCAACAAUGAAAACGACGGGUUUGACUUUUUUGAUCCCCGUGGUGCUGCUCCUGCUCCUGCUCUUGCCGUUGCCCUUGCUCCGCAAGCAUCAGGUGGCGGAGAGAUGGAGGAUUUAUUUGGUUCUCUAUCGGAGUCUUUCUCUUCUUCAAAUGCAUUGGCUCUUGUAACAUCUACUUCAUCUAUAACCACUGAAGUUCAUCCUCCAGCAAAUACUAAUCCUUAUCUCACCUUCGACACCUCAUCGACAAGUCAGGCAUUUGAUGAUCCGUUUGGUGAUGGUCCUUUUAAAGCUGUUCCUUCUACUGAUGGAUUUUCGGCUCAACCACCAACAUCACCCUUCACUACAACUGCUGAACCACCAUCAUUUUCAGUUGACCCAAUGUCAGGGUCAGGGGGAUUUGGGGAUACGUUUGAUUUUGAUUCAACUGUUGACAUUUUAGCUGAUAUACUGCCUCCACCUGGACCCUCACAAACUGCUUUUCCUUCUCAAAAUGGUCAAACAUCUAGUUUUUCAGCAGAACCUAACCAGACCACAUUUCCUUCGAGUUUUUCAACCCCAUUUGGCCAACCACCUACUUUUUCGUCCCAAGGUCAAGGUGGUCAACCUUUUCAACCUCAAGCUGCCCAAUCUAUGCCACACCCAGCUUUUCCACCUCAAGGUGUCCAGCAGCAGCAGUCUAUGCCACAGUCAGCUUUUCAACUUCCAGGUGGACACCAGUCUAUGCCACAGUCAGCUUCUCAACUUCCAGGUGUCCAGCAGCAGCAGCCUAUGCCACAGUCAGCUUUUCAACUUCCAGGUGGCCACCAGUCAGCUUUUCAAAGUCCAGGUGUCCAGCAGUCUAUGCCACAGUCAGCACCUUUACCACUCCAAGGUGGCCAGCAGUCUAUGCCACAGUCAGCAGCUUUUCAACUUCCAGGUGGCCAGCAGUCUAUUAUGCCACAGUCAGCUUUACAAGUCCAAGGUGGCCAACAGUCUAUACCACAGCCAAGUUUUCCAGCUCAAGGUGGUCAAUAUGCAUCACAACCAGGUUUUCCAGGUCAUGGUGGUCAAUAUGCACCACAACCAGGUUUUCCAGGUCAGGGUGGCCAGUCUGUACCCCAAAGCAGCAGCCAAAAUGGUGGUUUUUCUUCUCAGUUGGGUGGUGUCAGUGUCUCAGGGGCAGGGGCCAAUGGUCAAUCCGUGUUGCACCCUGGUUUUCCAGCUCAGGGCGGCCAGUCUGGUUUUCCGUCACAGGGUGGCCAAUUGAUGUUGCAAGCUCAAGCUCAGGGCAGCCAGUCUCUAUUGCAGCCUGGUUUUGUGGCUCAGGGUGGCCAAAAUGCAUCUCUUGGUGUUGGUGGUUUUCCUUCAAAUGGUCAACUUGCUCAGCCAAAUGUCUCACAGCCACAACCAGUGUUUACCAAUUCCAAUGGUCAUGCUCAGUCAAACAACUUGUUUGGGGGUUUCCAGCCACACAGUUCUUCUGCUUCAAUGGCGCCCUUAUCACAAGUCACACCUACACCCACACCCACACCUGCCCCACAAUACAACCCUUCAAAUUUCUAUCAACCACAACAACCACCAGCUCUGACUACUUCAACAGGUGCUCUUGCUCUAGUACCACAACAACCAACGGAUAAAAAGUUUGAGACCAAAUCAACAGUCUGGGCUGAUACAUUGAACCGAGGCCUUGUCAACUUGAACAUAUCUGGAGCUAAAACAAACCCAUUAUCCGACAUUGGAAUCGACUUUGAAGCCAUAAACCGUAAGGAAAAGAGGAUGGAAAAACCAAGCCAAACCCCAGUCGUUUCAAAUGUCUCCAUGGGUAAGGCCAUGGGUUCCGGUUCUGGAAUGGGACGUGCUGGUGCUGGUUCUGUUCUAAGACCCACACCAAACCCCAUGAUGGGUGCACCCACUGGCUUUAACCAGCCCAUGGGAAUGAACCCUAUGCCUCCUCAGAAUAUGGGAAUGAACAUGGGUCAAGGAUUUCAGAUGCAGCAAGGGUAUCCUCCUGGCUCAGCCAUGCCUGCAAAUUAUAAUAAUAAUCCAAUGAUGGGUAGAGGUGCUGCUGGAUAUGCUCCACAACCUUAUGGUGGUUACAGAUAAGAUUUUCAGCCAUACCCCAACCCCAACCCCAACCCCAUUAUGUUAUUGUGAUAUAUAAGAAUUCUUUCACUUUGUAAUUUUGUUAUGAGUUUCUUUUCUUGUAAUGUUCAUUUACAUUAUUCAGGUUUUUGUCUCAUUACAUAUAGCUUUCUGUAUACCAUCAAGGACAGCUAGUCUCAGGUUGCAUCUUUUUUAUACAUUUAAAACAUUUUUUUUUGGUUUCUUGUUGAUUCUUGAACCAUGUAAUGCCUAGUUGCAAACAAUAAACAUUAGGAUUCACUAUUGUUUUUAA